Molecule: messenger RNA, 373 nt
Organism: Medioppia subpectinata
Lineage: Eukaryota; Metazoa; Arthropoda; Arachnida; Sarcoptiformes; Oppiidae
Source: the annotation of a GenBank genome assembly
UAUAUGGACACCAAAUGUGGACAAUAAUAAUGAUAAUCACCAGAAAGUGGGUCUAAAACCAGUCAUGUUCUCCAUAUAUGGCGGAGCACUGAGUAUGGGAUCAAUAUUUCAAGACUUUUACAACUCUUCAGUGUUGGCCACCAAUUAUGUGGUUGUGGUUGCGGUUAACUAUAGGGUCGGGCCGUUGGGGUUCCUCUACGGCGGCGAUCAGACAGCGCCCGGAAAUGUGGGCUUUUAUGACCAGUUAUUAGGACUCAAAUGGGUUAGAGAAAACAUACAUAAGUUUGGCGGAGAUAAGGACCAGAUUACUAUAUUUGGUGUGAGUGCCGGCAGUUGGUCCGUAUCGGCACACAUAUUGUCUCCCCUAUCAAAA